UUUUGCCGGCUGGUAUGAUUAUGGUGUUCCCGCUGAGUGAUUCUAGCAUAGGAGCUCGUGGUUUUCGCCUUAUUUAGGGCUAUUUGACUAUAAUAAUGAAAAUUUAACCAGAUGACCUAAUGAACUGAGGUAUACUAACUAAGGUAAAUGUGGUGUCUAAUAAUCUUUUCACCUUUAGGUUACUUGAAGUCAGCUGAAAACCUUUUUUUUUAAAGUCAAUAUCUACCCUUUGCUUGGUGCUUAAUCAUGUCCCUUUUUUCCAGUUUGAAUUAAACGUAUCAGCUACAAUAGUUUUGAAUUGUUAACAGAAAAAAUAUUGUAACGGACUGGUUACCAAUGGAAACAGGAGACGCCUAAACAGAUUUAGCUAGCAUUAGCUUGCUGUCUAACCUCAAGUCCUACCGCUACCUGCAGAGAUUUAACAUGGCAACAAAACCAAAAGCUAAAACCCCUGCAAGUCUGUUUGGAGAGGAUGAUUUGCUUGAAAGUCUAUUUGAUGAUGAAAAACAGCCACUUCGAUCUAAAGGAAAUCGCAGCAGGCCACUAAAUCGCUCAUCUGAUGCUAAUAACAUGUUCAGUAUGCUAACGGAGGAGGUGAAGAGGGACGGUGUGGACUUUGAGGACUCAGAUGUUUCAACAGCUGAUCCCAGUGACAUGCUGAAAAACAUGGAGGACAUCGAUGAUAUGGAGGCCAGCCUUUUUGCAUCAAAAAAAAAACCCAGCACAACUCCUGCACAAACAAAGUCAUUUAAUGAGGGUACAAAGAAGGAUUCUGCUGUGUUGGAAAAUAAUGCAAAUCCAGAGGGAAAAGCUAAACCAACUGGAGGAGGGCAGAAGUCAAACUCGCAUAACCACAAGAAAUUUACCUUCUUUGAUGAUGGCGAUGAGAGUCAUGGUCAGACAUCAGAUAUCAAAGAUACAGAUGACCCCCUGAAUGAUCUGCUUGAUGACUUGCUUCCAGAUGAAACCAAGCAUGAACCUAAUCCUAGACAGACCAAACCUGAAAAAUCUGUACCAUCCACUUCAGCAUCAGGAUCUCCCAUCCUGAAGAAUGAAACAAAACAGCCAUCAAAGAAAGGUUUGUUGUCCUUUAACGAUGAUGACGACGACCUAAUGGGUACUCUAGGAUUUGACAGUGAUAAAACCAAGCUAAAGAAAAACGAGGCUCCACUUUGGUCUACAAAGGAGAAGAGCGAUGCCCCUCGGAGACCUCGCACUAAAAUUGAUGAUAUUCUGGAGAGUUUCUCUUCCACACGUCCUCUAGAGCAACUAUCCGCGGGUGAGAAGAAGGAGCAGCCUCCACCUCAAGAGAAACAGGAGGACCUUACAUUCGGGUCCUAUCAGCCCACUUUGGGGUCCACUCUUGAGGGUCGCCAGUCCCGCAGACAGUCUGUCAGAUUUUCGACAGAGGAUAUUAGCGCCUCCACCCCAGAGAAGAAAUCAAAACCGACCACUCCCACCUUCAGCCGACACCGAAACUCAGCCGACUGGCUCGGCCUCAAGGCAAACGAUGAACCCGAUUAUCUAGAGGAUGGUCCCAAAGAGAUGAAACCGUCCGUAGAUUCUCCAAAGGCUCCUUCCUCCCCUGUGUUGGAGAGAAAGCCUUCGUUGACUGGAAGUCAAAUGGCAUCUGUUGCAACAAUAGCAGCAGACACACAAACUGAGACUAAACAAGCCAAACCAGAGAUUUCUAAAGGUCAGAGGAAGGAGGAGGAGGAGGAUGAAGACUGGUUAUCUGGGGCAUUGAGCAGGAAGAAGGCUCUGUCCACAUUAAAUGCAGAGUCCAAAACUUCCAAGCACACGAAGGAAGACGAUGAGUGGUUAGUUGGGGCACUGAGCAGGAAAAAGAUGUUAAAGACAGAGGCACAAACUUCUAAACACGAGGAAGAAAAAGUCGAACUUGAGUCAAUUCUUAGUAUCCAAGACGGAACAAAAACUCCCAGAAGCAAAGAAGACACGCUUCCAUCCAUUAAAGCUACUAGCCCUGCAGCUCAUUCAACCCCUGUCAGAGAGGAGAGGCCCUCACAAGAUCCACAUCAAAGCCAAAUAUUAAACACAUCAGCUGCAGUCCAACAACAGGUGGCUCACACAGCAGACAGUGUGCAGAAGCUGCUGCUACAACAGCAGAUGUUGCAGUCUCAGCUGCUGGGUCUAGGUGUUCCUGAUGCUGGGAACCAGCAGGGGCUUAAAGGUGAUGAACAACAAGCUAGAGAUUAUCAAGCUUUACAAGCCCGCAUCGUCCAGUUAGAGGGAAAGAUAAAAAUUCUACAGCUGGAGCGAGACCAAAGCCAGUUGAUGCUAGAGAAUAUCCAGCAGCGACAUAAACAGGAUAUGGAGCUCAUGGAGAACACACACAAGGCUCGUGUGAAGCUGCUGGAGGAGUCAGCAACCCAGAGGGAGACACGAGCACAGCUCGAGUGUGAAGACUUAUGGGAACGGAUGGCCACAUUAACGCGAUCGGCUGAGGAGGAACGCUCAGCGCUGCAGGCUCAGUAUCAUCGAAAACUGGCCCAGGCUCAAGAGGACAGAGACUGCGAGGUGGAGAGACUUCGAGAUCUCCAGAGAAAAUCUAUCUUGGAGAUGAAGAAAGAUCACGAAGACCAGCUGCAGAGACUGAAGAGACUAAAGGAUGAAGAGAUUGAUGCUGUUACAAGUGCAACAUCUCAGACCAGGUCUCUAGCAGGGGUGAUCGAGCAGAUGGAGCAGUUCUCUUCUCGGCUCGGAGAGCUGUCCUCUCGGGUGGAGAGCACACACGAGCACACCACUCUCGGCCUGGAGCAAGGAGCACGGCACAGAGAUGAGCAACUUCGAACAAUGCAGGACCGUCUGGCUCAGCAGCAGAAAGCCACAGCAGAGGAGAGAGCUUACCUUAAAGAAAUUAUUUCCAGGAUGGACACUCAGCUCAGCGAGCAGCAGAGGCAGAUUGAGAAGGAGCGCUGGAAAGUGACAUCAGAGCAGGCCAAAGCAGAGUCUAUCCAAAGAACCCUUGAGGAGGAGCGGCGUGUCCUCACCAUGCAGAUCAGCAUGGAGAGAGAGGAGCUGGAGAGAGCUAAGAGCACGUUGUUGGAGGAGCAGAAGUCAGUGAUGCAGCACUGUGCAGAUGAGAGGAAGAAGCUGGCGGCUGAGUGGGCCCAUUUCCAUGCUCAGGAGAAACAGAGGCAUGAGAGAGCUGAGCGGGAUGUUAACAGCCUCUUGGAGAAAAGAGAAGGCUCCAUCAUCACUCUGGCACAGGAGCAAGCCGACCUGAAGCUUCGUAUGGCAGAGCUGAAACAGAAGGAGAUGACUGUGGCCCAGGAGCGAGAGACUCUGGAGAGGCUAAGAGAGGAGCUGGACGGAGAGAAGGAGAGAGUAAGCAGCACAGCAAUGAGACUGAAAACACGGGCCCAGGAAGUUGAGGCCUUCAGCAAGCUCGCCGCAGAGAAGUAUGAGGAGGGAGAACGAGCGUUGCAGGAGGCUCAGCGUUUGGAGGCGGAGCAUGAAGUGCGACUGAAAAAUAUUCAUACUCAAACAGAGAAUCUGAGGUUGCAGGAACAACGUAUCCUGAAGGAGCGCAUGCAGUUAAAUCAUCUGCAAAAGGACACAGAAAAGCUGAGACAAAACUCUUCUAUCUCACCUCUACCACAAAUUAUUCCACCUGUUUUACCAGACUCAGUUUCAGCGUUACCUGUCCCUGAGCUGACAACCAUCAGUGUCCCUCCCCUUAAUUCUGUUGCCAACUCUCAGUCCAUGGUGCUUGAGGCAAGCUUGGCUCUGUGGAAGUACACAGCAGAAAAGGAUCGUGACUUCCUCGAAGAGGAGCAAAUCUUUUUAGAAAAUUUGAAGAAGAAGUCUUACAGAUUCAACACAGACUGAACACCACCUCAGACUCAGCUUUUUUUUUUUUUUUUUAAAUCAUUGUACAACAUACAGACUUACAACAACCUCUUAGAACAUCAGAAAUGCAGAAUACUU
Molecule: messenger RNA, 3951 nt
Organism: Melanotaenia boesemani (Boeseman's rainbowfish)
Lineage: Eukaryota; Metazoa; Chordata; Actinopteri; Atheriniformes; Melanotaeniidae
Product: fas-binding factor 1 homolog
Exons: 30
Coding region: 424-3852 (1142 amino acids)
Biological process (GO): cilium assembly; establishment of epithelial cell polarity
Cellular component (GO): centriole; ciliary basal body; ciliary transition fiber
Source: RefSeq, a predicted model, not a curated record